Drosophila albomicans is the source of this 678-nucleotide messenger RNA. Its product is annotated as calcium load-activated calcium channel. Gene Ontology annotation, cellular component: endoplasmic reticulum membrane; endoplasmic reticulum; cytoplasm. The record is from RefSeq and is a predicted model, not a curated record. Gene Ontology annotation, molecular function: calcium channel activity. The coding region runs from base 89 to 640 and encodes 183 amino acids. Lineage: Eukaryota; Metazoa; Arthropoda; Insecta; Diptera; Drosophilidae. The transcript is spliced from 3 exons. Gene Ontology annotation, biological process: endoplasmic reticulum calcium ion homeostasis.
CUCUGAGUUGCUUUUCGAUUACAUUAUGUGGGUCAAAGUAGUAGAACUUUAAUCAGUAUCAUUAACAAUUAAACUUUAAAGAAGAGAAAUGUGGUCAGACACCUUUUUAAUCGUUUUUAUAUCAAUAUGCACAGCAUUUUUGGGUGAAGGCCUUACCUGGGUGCUCGUAUAUCGCACAGAAAAAUACCAAAGACUAAAGACUGAGGUGGACAAGCAGAGCAAGAAGCUGGAACGGCGAAAGGAGACGCAUGGCGAUUCCUUGGACAAGUCGGUGAAGAAGAAAAUUGAACGUUAUGAGGAGAAACUGAAGAACAACAAUCGCGACUUGUCGCUGGUCAAGAUGAAAUCAAUGUUUGCCACUGGAUUCGCGUUCACCGCCUUGCUUAGCAUGUUCAACAGCAUUUUCGAUGGGCGCGUCGUGGCCCAAUUGCCGUUUACACCCAUCUCCUGGAUCCAAGGUCUAAGCCAUCGUAAUUUGUCUGGUGAUGAUUACACCGACUGUUCUUUCAUCUUCCUUUAUAUCCUGUGCACUAUGUCGAUUCGUCAGAAUAUCCAAAAACUCUUGGGCUUCGCUCCAUCGCGUGCAGCAAGUAAACAAGGCGGUGGACUCUUUGGUCCCACACCCGGUCAAUUUAAAUAGAAAUUUUAGUGAAAAUUUGGAUUUUGUUUUUUUUUUUU